Molecule: messenger RNA, 1726 nt
Organism: Ectocarpus sp. CCAP 1310/34
Lineage: Eukaryota; Phaeophyceae; Ectocarpales; Ectocarpaceae
Source: the annotation of a GenBank genome assembly
GUUCGUGAAACGACCACGACAAGAUGUCUCCGAAGGCUUUGAGGUGCGUGACCCUGGCGGCCCUCCUAGGUCUAGCCAUCCACGCCGACACGACCACAGCAGCCACGAGAUUGAAGCCCAGCUCCGACAGCAGCUCCUCCUACAGCAGCUCCUCCGACAGCAGCUCCGACAGCAGCGAUGCUACCGCGCCGUCGCCGGUGCCGGCCAUGCACGUCUCGAGCGCACCGACGUCCGCCGCCCGCGAAAUGAGAACGCCUUCCCCGGCGGCGAUGAUUGCUUCCACCGCGGCGCCGACCAUGGUCAUGAUGCCCGCUGGCAACGGCACCGCGUUCAACGGCACCGACACCCCUUCCCCAAACACGCCCAUCCCCAAACCGGAGUGCAACAGCACCCAGGCGGUGAGCAUCCGCUACUCGGCGACGACAGGACGGCUCUACCUCGAGGCUGGCGUGGAAGGGGAGCGCGGCGGCUGCGUUACCGUGGAGCAGAUCUGGGAGGCUCGCGGCGGGGGCACCACGACCGGUGCUAAGGCUCCUCUUUACGCCGUCGACCCUGUAUCCGGCGAGUACAGCGACGUCAUCACCGGAACCUGGCUGCUCGAGGAAGACCUUUAUGUCGAAGACGGCAUCACCCUCAAGGUCGGCUACAGACAUUUUUUCUUUAUUCUCCUGGCCGGUGUGCUUGACGUCACUGGGUAUUAGGCACGGCCGGUGUUUCUUUUGUGUGUAUGCGUCAAAAUAUUCGUCUCCUCACGUCAAGGGCGACGUUGUCAAUUGUUUUUCCUCAGAUUGGCGUGUACGGUUGACCGUGCUGUGUACACUGCAUGGCUAAGAGCGGACGAGAGGUUCCUUUGUGCUCUGGAAGAUUGGCCGCACUGCCCACACUAGUUUGGGCUGUAGGAUCGCAGCAUGUCACCUCCCUUUUUGUCAUGACGCCCUUUUCCACCUUUGUCUCUCUGUUCGACCUGUCAUCCACUCGAGAGUUGACAGGGAUGUUGUUUUGAUGUAAGUGGCUUCUUUGGUGCAUGUGACACUCCAAUCGUUUAUUCUUCUCCUUCGAUACUGCACCACCGCAGGUGUGGGGUAACGGGUCAGGGGGCUACGCGGACGAGCUGCGGCUUAAGAGCACCCCCCCCACCGAAGACGGAGGGAACGGAACCUACAUCAACCUUCGCGCCCACGGCGGGAGCCUCGACUUCGAGCAUACCAAGGUGAUUUACUGCCGCCUGCAUCUCAACGCGUCCGUUGCGCUACUGCACUGAGACGAAAUCUCCUGUGCCAUUCGGCUCCCUGUUAUCGCUCAGGUGGUUAGGCCGGUGUAGCAAAGGCCCCGGGAGCGAACGGUUUGUAUACUGUCCAUGAGUUAUAUUCCGCGCUUCGAAGCAAUCAUUAUUGCUUGACUGACGUGGGCUUAAAUUGCUCAUGUUGCUUGCGCUUGUGCGGCGGUUACCAAUAUUCCCGCGUCGAAUCCCUUGAAUCGAUAGAUAGACUAAUUCAUCUAAUGACAGCAGACUGACUGAGAGGAUAAAACGAGUCAUGUAGCGUAUCGAUCGUCUCGCUCUCGCUACCGUACACAAGCCAGUACUGCUGCUUUGCUUACUGCUAACGUCGCCUGAAUCCGCCCCCGCAGGUUUUUGGGUGGGACACCACCAACAAUUCGUACGACAUGGAUGAAACUGACGGACGCAGCUACAUCAGCGCCGUCUCCGAGAUCGUGCUGGACCCUA